Molecule: messenger RNA, 2247 nt
Organism: Ceutorhynchus assimilis (cabbage seed weevil)
Lineage: Eukaryota; Metazoa; Arthropoda; Insecta; Coleoptera; Curculionidae
Source: the annotation of a GenBank genome assembly
GCUUAGUCGCCCCCGAUUUGCAGGGAACAUAUGCGUAGUGCAACAAACACUUUUCGAAAGGAAUAGGCGCGUGAAGCCCCGGAGCUGUUCCGGAGCUCCUCCUAGGUGUGAAAGGAAUACAACUAUUGGGGCUUCAACCGUAAAAUGAAGGAUAUCGAUUUUGUCAAACAACCUAACUUCUCUGUAUAUAUUAUUUAAUUUUUUCAUUCAAAAAACAAACAUGAGCCUUGAAACAGACCGCUCUUAAAAUAAUUUUCCCACCGCCAAGAAGCACGUUCUUGAACGCAGCUCCCUCAAUCACAUGUUAAGAUUUUAAGAUUUCUACAUAACCCAAUUUUUUUUAAAAUAAAAUUUGGAUUCUCUACAUUUUCAGGAUUUGAAAAAAAAAAUCCGUUUUUUGUUUUUUUUUUACAAUUCAUUUUUUGUUAUAAAUUGUUUAAAACAACGUUUCCUAAAUCCACGUGUUGCCGCGUGUAGGUUUCUGUUAAAUUUAAAUAUUAACUGGGAUGGAGGUUGUGGCGGAAGUGGUUUCGGUUUCAUGUUCUGAAAAAGUCGAAACAUCUUUGCCUAGAUUGGGCAAAUGCGAAGUAUGCGGUUUCCACGAUGCCAAAUACACUUGCCCAAGAUGUGAAGUAAAAACUUGUUCCCUGAAAUGCAAUAAGAUCCACAAACUUGAAGUUGAAUGUAAUGGAAGUAGAGAUAAAACCAAAUUCUUACCACUAAAUAAAUUUUCAAAUAUGGAUUUUGAGAGUGACUAUAAAUUGUUGGAAAAUAUUUCCGAGAGCAUGGACAUCAUUAAAAAAAAAUUUGGAAGGAGACAUAUGGAACCUAAUCAGAUUUCAGCACAUCUUUUCAAACUUCGUAAUGCAGCUCAACAAAGACAAACAAAACUCAAAUUUCUACCAUAUAAGUUUGUACGGCACAGGAACAAUACCACUCAAUUUCAUUAUAAAACCAACUGUAUAAUGUGGCACAUAGAAUGGAUAUUUGUGAAUGCAGAUAAUUUACGUCUUAGUGAUGCAAGAGUACCCGAAACUGAAAAACUUGGUACAGUGGUUAGUAAAUAUUUAUUAAAACAAGAAGAUUCUGUUUUGCAAGAAAAAUUACAAUAUUAUCAGGCAGCUGAUAUAUCUGGGUUAAAGUUAUAUUUGAAAGCUGAACAGAAAAGCGGCAAGAAGUUUUACGAGUUAGAUUAUACUUUGAGUUUAAAGGAGAAUUUGGCUAAAAAGCUCAUUAUUGAAUAUCCUACUAUUCAUGUGAUGCUUAAAGAUCAUGGAAACGGAUAUGCUGUUAUUGAUUCAGAUGAAGAAGACGCAAAUAAUUUGACUGAAGAUUACAAGACUGGUAAUGAAGUGAUAGAAAAUCUGAUCAAGAGAGCUGAAAGUGAUGAAAGCUUGUACAAAUCGCUGAAAAAUUUACUUUUUAUCUCUGAAUAUUCAGAUGAAGAACAUCCUGAAUAAUUUUUUUUGCCUUAAAGAGAAAAGAAACCUACACUGAGGAAAAAGAAAAAAAUAAUUUAAUUUGGGAGCAACGGGUCAAAUGGUGAAAGAGUAGAGUUAUCUUUUUUUUAUUUAUUAUAACUUAGUUAUUUUUUGGAGAAUUUUCUUUUAUUUUGUUUUUUGUUAAGUUGUAAAUACACUUUUUGUCAAUCCACAGUUGAUAUUGAGUUUGUAUAUGUAUCCCCUUUUUUGAUCUCUGUAAAAAAGUGGGUGUGAAUUAAUAAAAGGUGUGCAUAUUUUGCUGAACAAACAUAUCUAUUAGAGUGCUUUAUUUUUACUGUACAAUAACAAAAUAUCCAAUUACUAUCCAACUAAUAAUUAUUAAAAAAGUAGGUACCCUAAAUCAUUAUCACAUUGUACAAAAAUUUAUAGAAAGCUAAAGGACUGCCCCAUUAUACAUAAAUUAUAUUUAUUAUUCAAUGUAUCAUUAACUUUUUUCUGGAAAUAUUGUUUCAUCAAGCCCAUGGAAUAUGAAAAAAGUGUGAUUUAAAAUUGGCAAACCCCAAGCUUUAUAAAUUCAAGCCAUGUGUCAUUUCCAUGUUCCAAAUAUUUAUUUACAUUUUGGCUCCUAUACAUAAUAUAAAUACAAUACAACACACUAUCUAUAAUACCCAAAAGUAAAGAAAAACCACCAAAACCACUAUUCCACCAAUAGCGGCUUUUACAUACAUUGAUUUAGUAUUUAGGUAGGUUGCAUCCUUUUUGUAUUUUUGAGUUAACAUCGAGAGAUUUUGCGUUUUUGUGUCCA